Messenger RNA from Aspergillus tanneri, 4464 nucleotides. RefSeq names its product GTP-Rho binding exocyst subunit SEC3. Bases 1 to 4464 code for a protein of 1487 amino acids. NCBI's taxonomy places the organism in Eukaryota, Fungi, Ascomycota, Eurotiomycetes, Eurotiales, Aspergillaceae. Gene Ontology annotation, biological process: exocytosis; Golgi to plasma membrane transport. The transcript has 3 exons. The record is from RefSeq and is a predicted model, not a curated record. Gene Ontology annotation, molecular function: phosphatidylinositol-4,5-bisphosphate binding. Gene Ontology annotation, cellular component: plasma membrane; exocyst.
AUGAAUGGCCGUGAUCGCCCAAGGGGCCCUCCGCGAAGCGACCUACCACCUCAAAGAGAUCCGCGUCGAGGUGGUGAUGGUCGCAAUGGUGGUAUGCCCGCACCUGGGGAUGGGACAAUGUCGAGGGCCGAAAAAUUCGAAGACGAAAAGAAACGAAUCAUUCAGAGUUGUUUCUCAAAGAAAGACAAUGAUAAUACCUUGAUUGAAUCCUACAUAACACAUGUUCGAAUCACGGAGGAUGCUGCCUACCCAUCCACCCCGGCACCACCAACUUCACCCCCCGAAAACAAGAAGCCACGAGUGAUAAUUGUUUCAGUGAGGAGGUCUGGUAGGGUUCGGAUGCAUAAGGCUAGGGAAAAUAACGAUGGGUCAUUUUCCAUAGGCAAGACGUGGAUGCUUGACGAUUUGUCUUCAAUUCAAUCGUACAGUGCAUUGUCACCGUCAUCCCCAAUGGAACAGCAGCAGAAGCAGUGGGCAUCGAAUCUUGGUUUUCUGGUAUCUGUGGGAAAGCCUUACUAUUGGCAUGCUAGAACCUCCAAGGAAAAGGAGUUCUUCAUCGGCAGUCUAGUGAAGAUCUAUAGGAAGUAUACGGGGGGCAAAUUGCCAGACCUUAUAGGGUUCGACGAUCGUGAACGACAGCUACUUUCCGGGUCGCCGGCUACUGGACCAGUGGCAGUGGGACCUUCAAGUGCGAAUGCAAGAGGUCCUACUCAAGGACCCGCACGCCCUGAGGUGGCUAUUCCACCACCGCGCCCAGGCUCCCCACAAGGCGCUCGGUCUCAGUCGCCAUACUCGAGUCGUGCACAAAGUCGAGACGGACCUCGUCGAUUGCCCUCCGAAGACCAGGCCUUACGAGCUCAAAGGAGUCGAGAGCACAUGUCGAGGCCCUCAACGGGUCAAUCUGGGAGAAGUGGCCCCCCACCGUUUGCGCCGCCUCAGCAUCCACCGCCGCCGUUUCCUGUUGAUCAACGAAAUCAGCCACCGCCGCGUUCCACCGAACGUGUUGCUCCUGAAAAUAGGAUGCCAAAAGCCCCUAUGCAUUUACCACCUGAGCCACCAAGGGAUAAGGAUGUUCCUAGCAGCCUACUGACUUCACCACCUGCAACGCAACGGGACAGGCCUAGCGGAGAUUUUGAGGAAAGUACAUCGAUUUCUUCACACCAAGAAGCCAGGCCACCAUCAUCUCGCGAUGAGAGGUCUCUUCCUGAACCCAGGCCCAUGCUGCGCACACAAGACUCAAGCUCAAGCUCUCCCGAUACCAGACGCAAUAAAGAUGGCCUUCGGCCGAAUACCCCAAGAUCAAUCCCUACUGAUAACAACAAUAUAACGCAAAGUCCAGGAAGUAAUAGAGGGCCAAACGGGGACCCUGCAAAAUCCCUGGCACCAGAGGUACAAGCUGAGCCUCGCGAUAAUAUGACCUUGGCGAGCUCGGUCGGUGUGUCUUCUGUAAAUGUGCCUCCUACAUUGAAGCCUGCUUCGUCUAGAGAUGUCAUUUCUCCAAUUGCAGCUAAUACGACGACAACCCCGUCUAACACCAAAGAAGCAGAGCCUGACGAGCCAGUCCCAGAUAGCGUUCCGAUUUCCCCCCCAUACAGCCCACUCGAGCGAUCUACAGCAUCGGUGGAUGGCGAUCCAGAUACACACCGUCCCGGUCUUGGUCCAAUGAUUACGAAAAAGCAAAGUAAAGAUGUAGUAGGAACCUUUCUCAAGCCUGCAACUACUCAAGGUACUUUCAAACCUAGACCGGGUGGCGCAGGUGAGAGAUUAUUGGCAGCUGCAAAGAAGCAACGGGUCGAAAUGACUGAGCCAGACGGGAUCACUGGUGUGGUACCGGCGCCAUUCCUUCGAACGAAUACAGACCCCGCAAAUACGACAGUACCUGGGACACCAGAUAAGGAAACCCCUCCCUCACCAUCGCCAAUCGCAUCUCCUGCAAAGGAACCACCACCCGUUGAGGUGAAGCAGGUGGCUGCAGUUGAGACUCCUACGAUAUCCGUCGAUGCCCCAGAAGAGCCCCGAGGUACUUCAAGGGCUGCUGUCAAGGUUUUUGUGGAUGAAAGAACGGGGUCGGUGUCCCCUUCGCCUCAUGAUCGUCGUCGCAGGCGUCAUCAAGACAACACAAUCAAAUAUUGUCAAGCACUUGGUAUUGAACCCAGUGUACUAGAAGGCCGUGGUGUUGACUUCGACGACAUACUGACUGACCUCGGUUGGAAUGGGCGCUUAAAUGACGAAAAUAAAAUCGAAGACCUUGAGGCUGAUAUCCGUCGCGAAAUCGGGCGUGUAGAGGCUACCAGCUGGCUUGGUAACCUUGAACAACAAGAAGGGAAAGUUGAUCAGCUUGCUAGGUUGAUCGACAAAACUGUCGAGGAGUGCGAAGAGCUGGAUAAUCUUCUCACUCUGUACUCCCAUGAAUUAAACACCCUUCACGAAGACGUAUCAUAUAUAGAGACGCAAUCUCAAGGAUUGCAGGUGCAAACUGCCAACCAGAAGCUCCUUCACAAUGAGUUGCAGAAUCUAUUAAAGACCCUUUCCAUCUCUUCGACUGACCUGCGGUCACUGAAAGAGGCCUCUUUGAGCAACCCAGAUGGACUGAGAGACACCGAGACUGCACUGUCCACGUUAUACAAGGCUAUGGUUAUGAUUGACUCCAAUAUCUGGCAGAACAAGAAACGACUUGUUGACAAUGCAGGCGAUCAUCUCAGCGUGGGCGUGUACGCUGACACAGAAAUUGGACAGAUGCGUGCCAUCAAGGAGAAGAAAGAGGAGUACCGCUUUCAGUCUCACACAUUUCUGCAGCGGCUCAAGCAGUUCAUGGCAAUUGCUUACAAGGUUGCUGAGCAGAAGAGGGUUGAUGCGGCGUCCAGUGGCACUAAAGAUCCUCGAAAGCUAGACAGUGAGGCUAGAAGCCACUUCCGGAGGGAGCUAUGGAUGUACAAUGCGUUGAUGCUCUUUGCGAGAGAAGUUAGUGGAUCGGAAUGGCAGGCCUUGAUCUCUCUUUAUGAACAACAGGCGAGACUCCCGUACCAGAACGAGUUCCGGGACAACAUCCUAGCGUGGAAAAGAGCAGCAAGAAAGCCCACAGGAGAGGAGCAGGAACUCCUGUUUACGCAUCAAGAGAAGGAGAAGGAGAACGAGAGUAUCGCAAUGGCAGCACGGAAACUAACCGUGAGAAGAGGCAAAACCAUGAAAGCCGCAGCAGGUCUCCGGCUCUCCUUUGGCGACAAGCAACACGGAAAGCUCGAGCCGUGUGAAGCAUUUGCGGGUACACUCCACGAAACGUUGAAUAUGAUAUCGGAGGAACAAAAUUUUGUCCUUCACUACUUUCACCUGAGUUCCCUUUCAAGCAUCGACUUCCCGGACCUAGUCGCCUCGGCAAACCCCGAAGACCGCCGCCUGCCGGACUUCAGGACCAGCCAGUCGCAUGACCCCGACCGGGGAAUGGCAAAAAAGGUCGAACAUUUUAUGGACGAGCUCUUUGCGUUUUGGCCGACGGAUAUGCAAAAUCUGGUGGACUGGGCCCUGCACGCCGAUCCAUUACAGGGAAUCGGCAUUCUGUUCGCUCUGGAGAAAGCCAUGUCCAAGUUCGAUGAAACCAACCAAGACUUCGUCAUUCACUCCCUUCAAAAGCUCCACUCGCGCUUGGUUGGCCUGUUCAAUCGCUUCGUAGAUGAGCAGAUUCGUGGAAUUGAAGAAACCAAGGUAAAGGUAAACAAGCGGAAAGGAGUUAUUUCGUUCAUUCGGGUCUUCCCCCAUUUCUCUACCGCUGUGGAGAGCAUGCUCUCCCAGCCGUCCCAGGAAUUCUGCGACAUCCGAGUCAGCGUGAACGAGGCAUAUAACCGCAUUAAUCAGGCCAUGUGGGAAUCCCUGAAGUUCAUCGCUAAGGAGGCACCAGGGCAAGCCACUGGGACGGCGGCCGCCUCGGGUGACCCCGAAGACAAAGAGAUUCUCAAUUACCACAUUCUUCUAAUCGAAAACAUGAAUCACUACAUCGAGGAGGUGGAUGUUCGGGGCUUGCCGGUUCUAGAGAAAUGGCGGGAUCUGGCACAUCAGGUUCUCCGGGAACACAUGAAGCUCUACCUGGACUCCGUUAUCCACCGACCACUGGGUAGGCUACUUGAUUUUGUGGAGUCAUCAGAGGCGUUAUUGGCCGCCAACCACAACCCCACAAGUAUCGCCAGCCGCCCCAGCCACUCCCGGUCGGCGGCCAAGAAAGUGCUGACGACGUACGAUGCAAAGGAGAUCCGGCGAGGGAUUGAGCUGCUCAAGAAGCGAGUCGAGAAGCACUUUGGGGAUGCAGACGACCCUGGCCUCAGCCGAAGCCUGGUAAUGAAGGUGCUGCGAGAAUGUGAGGGCCGGUACGAGGAAGCGUAUGACCGGACACGGCGAGUUCUCAACACUGUAUAUGACGGGCAGCUGGACCUUGAGUGGCGCAAGGAGGAUGUGAUAGCGAUGUUCAAGAAGUAA